Molecule: messenger RNA, 2011 nt
Organism: Punica granatum (pomegranate)
Lineage: Eukaryota; Viridiplantae; Streptophyta; Magnoliopsida; Myrtales; Lythraceae
Source: RefSeq, a predicted model, not a curated record
AAGCAUCGACCUCACCACCAACCCACCCAACCCGCUGCCCUCUGUGCAACCAACCGGAAUUUAUUCAUAUAAUAACAAUAUACUGAUCGAGGAGUGAAAUCUCCGACACAGUGAGAGACGCAGAGGGAGAUGGCAAUGGCGGCCGCUCUGCUCCGACGGCUCUCUUCUCGUCCUGCAACCGUCCGCCUCCAUGGCAGCUCCCUCCGCUUCAUGGCUUCUCUGCCGAACGAGGCUGCGCAGGACAAGGAUUCUGCCCGUGCCAGUUGGAUAAAGCAAUUAAAUUUUUCGCUUGAGGAUAUCGAUCCCGAGAUUGCCGAUAUCAUUGAGCUUGAGAAAGCGAGGCAAUGGAAGGGACUUGAACUUAUACCGUCGGAGAAUUUCACCUCGGUAUCAGUAAUGCAGGCAGUCGGCUCUGUCAUGACUAACAAGUACAGUGAAGGGUACCCUGGUGCUCGAUACUAUGGAGGAAAUGAGUAUAUUGACAUGGCAGAAACCUUAUGUCAGAAGCGUGCCCUGGAAGCCUUUCGCCUGGACCCAGCAAAAUGGGGAGUUAAUGUGCAGUCGUUAUCUGGUUCACCGGCUAACUUCCAAGCCUACACUGCAUUGCUAAAACCUCAUGAGAGAAUAAUGGCACUUGACCUUCCCCAUGGUGGCCAUCUUUCACAUGGUUAUCAGACUGACACAAAAAAGAUUUCAGCGGUAUCUAUAUUUUUCGAGACAAUGCCCUACAGACUGAAUGAGAGCACUGGCUACAUUGACUACGACCAGUUGGAAAAGAGUGCAACCCUCUUCAGGCCAAAGCUAAUAGUAGCUGGUGCCAGUGCCUAUGCCCGCCUCUACGACUAUGCUCGCAUCAGAAAGGUCUGUGACAAACAAAAGGCCGUAAUGUUAGCGGAUAUGGCACACAUUAGUGGUUUGGUUGCUGCUGGAGUGAUCCCUUCUCCUUUUGAAUAUGCUGAUGUUGUGACUACCACUACCCACAAGUCGCUCCGUGGCCCCCGUGGAGCCAUGAUUUUCUUCAGAAAGGGGGUCAAAGAGAUAAACAAACAAGGGAAGGAGGUUAUGUAUGACUACGAGGAAAAGAUCAAUCAGGCUGUUUUUCCUGGGCUUCAAGGUGGUCCCCACAACCACACCAUCACUGGCUUGGCUGUUGCUCUCAAACAGGCCACAACCCCUGAGUACAAGGCCUAUCAGGAGCAAGUCCUCAGCAACUGCACUAGAUUUGCACAGAGUUUGUUAGAGAAAGGUUAUGAACUCGUGUCUGGUGGAACUGAGAACCAUCUAGUCUUGGUAAAUCUAAGAAACACGGGUAUUGAUGGAUCCAGGGUUGAGAAAGUACUGGAAGCAGUUCACAUAGCUGCAAACAAAAACACUGUCCCGGGAGAUGUGUCUGCUAUGGUUCCUGGCGGUAUCCGAAUGGGUACCCCUGCCCUUACAUCUAGGGGUUUCUUGGAGGAGGAUUUUGCAAAAGUAGCCGAUUUCUUCGAUGGUGCAGUCAAAUUGGCAUCGAAAGUCAAGGCUGAUACUAAAGGAACAAAGUUGAAGGAUUUCGUAACAACACUGCAGUCCGAUUCCAACAUCCAGUCCGAGGUCGCAAAACUCCGUCACGAGGUCGAAGAGUAUGCCAAACAAUUCCCAACAAUCGGUUUUGAGAAGGAAACGAUGCGAUACAAGGACUGAGCACACGCUUUCUCCUCUGGCUUGCUUGGAGCACGGCACGUUUUCUGAUCUAUGUCGAAGAAGCAGGUCUCAGUAAUCUGAUUCUUCUAUGAUUGUACCACAAAGAAGUUUUACGAGGAAAUCAUCUGUGUAAUUUAAGUUGAAUUCUUCUACGGUUAAACUCAUAACAAGUUUUGUGGCGCCAAAAGAAUAAAAUUACAAUCUCGGUAAGACGGAGAAGUUUGCCACAGAUGCCCGGGUCUCUUGGACCGCUCCCUUCUACAUAAACUUUAUGAGAUACAGCAUUAGUUGGUACAUAUGUAAUCCAUAAAUGUAUGAAUAUCUUUCCUAA